Molecule: messenger RNA, 743 nt
Organism: Tachysurus fulvidraco (yellow catfish)
Lineage: Eukaryota; Metazoa; Chordata; Actinopteri; Siluriformes; Bagridae
Gene: pfdn5
Product: prefoldin 5
Exons: 6
Coding region: 22-552 (176 amino acids)
Biological process (GO): protein folding; regulation of DNA-templated transcription
Cellular component (GO): cytoplasm; prefoldin complex
Source: RefSeq, a predicted model, not a curated record
UGAAGCUUUUCCUCGAAUGGGAUGAAUGAAUCAGUAAAGCUUCCGGUUAACCCGGAAGUGCAAGUGAUUGUCUCUCCUUUCCCCAACAUGGCGGUGAAUCUGACCGAACUGUCGCUGCCUCAACUGGAAGGAUUAAAGUCUCAGCUGGACCAGGAGACAGAGUUCCUGUCAUCGUCUAUCGCUCAGUUAAAAGUGGUGCAGACCAAAUACGUGGAGGCGAAGGACAGCCUGAACAUCCUGAGGAAGAGUAAUGAAGGUAAAGAGUUACUCGUCCCUCUGACCAGCUCUAUGUAUGUUCCUGGAACACUGAAUGAUGUGGAACACGUGCUGAUCAAUGUGGGAACCGGUUACUUCGUGGAGAAGAACGUGGAGGACGGUAAAGAUUUCUUUAAGCGUAAAAUCGACUUUUUAACCAAACAGAUUGAGAAAAUUCAGCCGACUCUACAGGAGAAAUACGCCAUGAAGCAGGCUGUGGUUGAAGUCAUGAAUAUGAAACUCCAGCAGCUUCACAGCCAACAAGCCUCACAAUCGGGAGCAACCAGCAAGGCUUAGUGCAACUACACACACACACACACACAACAUACUCACCCAUGUACACACCCACGCCGGUCUGUGUUUAGUUAAUGUUUAUACGCUGUGCUGAUAUGUGAACUAAACACUGGUUCAGGAUUCCUGUGCGCUUAUGAAUAUUCAUUACAGACAACAAUCUAUUUAAUAUUCAAUAAACCUCUUUAUCACUUCAA